Molecule: messenger RNA, 5253 nt
Organism: Triplophysa rosa
Lineage: Eukaryota; Metazoa; Chordata; Actinopteri; Cypriniformes; Nemacheilidae
Gene: zc3h4
Product: zinc finger CCCH-type containing 4
Exons: 14
Coding region: 438-4388 (1316 amino acids)
Biological process (GO): negative regulation of DNA-templated transcription
Cellular component (GO): nucleus
Molecular function (GO): RNA binding; metal ion binding
Source: RefSeq, a predicted model, not a curated record
AUAUUUAAAACACACCGUAAGAAACACCUACAAUAAACGUCUAUUUUUUCACUAAUCAUGAGUUUGCGUCCCAGAAUUAUGACCAAUCCAGAACUGACCAGGUAUUUAUGUCUAUGAUUUAAAGAACAUAAAAGACGUAUUUGGUCUUCGGAAACAAGUCGGCCAUUUCCGUAACCGACGUCACUUCGCAUAAGACCGCCCCUUCUCUUCGGAGAAGAAGCAUCGCCAUUUUAAGUGAGCGAGUUUCAUUUCACACACCGCAACUGUAGGACGGAGAACCUCAGGAACGUUUUCAACCUAUUUCUCUUUCAAACUGUUAGUGGAGAAUUGACUACUAUGAACUGAAUCUCUUCCUUAAGCCAAUCAACAAGUAGCUCAAAGUCAAGUAACGCAAAAGACAGUUGAUUUUUUGCACUGAAUGUAGUACGUUAGAGGAAAUGGCUGUGGAAAGCAUGACUGUCCAUCCAAACUCCCCAACAGCCAACCACGAACACAACAGUCUUCUCACUGACGAAAGAAAGGAAGAUGGAGAACUGGAAGAGGGCGAGUUGGAGGAUGAUGGUGGAGAGGCAGAGGCGCCCAGCUGUGAGGGAGCUGAACCCCAAGAAAAGCCCCGUCGCAGCAAGGAGCACCAUGCCAGUGAAUCGGAUGACGAAAAGUCACAUCGCCGCAGGAAGAAGAGAAAGAGGGAGAGAGAGAGGGAAAAAGAAAAAGAAAAAAGGAGAGCCAAGAAAAAGCGCAAAUCAAAGCACAAGCGCCAUGCAUCCUCAAGUGAUGACCACUCAGACUACAGUGAUGAAUCAGAUUACAGUCCCAGCGAAAAGAGAAAAUACAGGGAAUACAGCCCUCAGUAUCCUCCCUCUUCUCAAGGGGGUUACCCACCUGCUUCUGGUCAUGGAGGACCCAUGCCAAAGAAAGGCAGCUAUAUGAAGAUGGACAAACAGGGCUAUGGGGGCUAUGAUGACUAUGAAGAGGAAAACUACGAAGGUCAAGAGGAUGAGGAGAUGGUUGAAGAUGACUAUGAUGACUUCGCCAAGGAACUGAACCAAUACCGCAAGGCCAAAGAGGUUGGCUGUGGUCCACGUGGCAGAGGUGGUAAAAACCGGAUGAAGAACCAGAGAGGAGGGAUGAGAGGCCGCGGAGGGAUGAGAGGCCGUGGUGGAAGAGGAGGAGGCGGCAGAGGAAGAGGACGGGGCAAAAUGGGAGGAGACAAUGACGAUGGAGAUGGAAUGUAUGAUGACAUUGAGUAUGGAGAUGAUGACUAUGAUAACAUGGGAGAAGACGAUUAUGAUGACUACUCAAAAGAACUUAACCAGUACAGGAAGUCAAAAGACAGAGGGCGUGGUGGAAAAGGUGGACGAGGUCGUGGGCGAGGCAAGGGAGGUCGAGGCAUGAACCGAGGCAGAGGGAGAAAUCGAGGUAGGGGACGAGGAGGAGAUCAGGGUCCUGAUGAAGAAAACAGUGGCGAAAUGGACACAGGGGAUGGAGCUGGAGGUCCAAGGAGAAAUGAGCAGGAAAAACAUGGGCCGGAAAAGAAGGGCAAAGCCAUCUGUAAAUACUACAUAGAGGGACGCUGUACAUGGGGUGACCACUGUAACUUCAGUCAUGACAUUGAGCUGCCUAAGAAGAAAGAACUUUGCAAAUUUUACAUCACUGGCUUUUGUGCACGGGCGGAAAACUGUCCUUACAUGCAUGGUGAUUUCCCUUGCAAGCUAUUCCAUACCACAGGCAACUGUGUGAAUGGUGAGGAGUGCAUGUUCUCCCAUGAUAUCCUAACAGAAGAUACUCAAGAGUUGCUGGAUAAGAUGUUGGCGGAAGAUGCAGAAGCAGGUGCCGAGGAUGAGAAAGAGGUGGAGGAACUGAAAAAGCAAGGAAUAAACCCUCUUCCAAAACCUCCUCCCGGUGUUGGUCUUCUCCCAACUCCCCCAAGACCCUCUCCAGGAGAUUCCUCCACACCGAUAGACUUCGGAAUGGCCGCCCCGCCACGUAAUAAUAAUAUGCCCCCCUGUGGUCCACCGGCUCCAGGCCCUGGUCCUGGACCCUGCCCUGGUCCUCCUCCUCCCUGCCCUGAUGGAGGCACCUUCCAGGGGCCACCAAACCCCAACGGACCUCCUCCACCUAUGGGUCCACCACCUGCUUGUGGAGGAAAUGCUGGAAAGAAGAUCCCCUCUUUGUUUGAGAUUGUGGUAAAGCCCACAGGACAGCUGGCGCAAAAGCUGGGUGUCAGAGGACCAGGUCCUGGUGCUGCUCCUACAGGACCCCCUCCUGUGGGUCCCCCGGGUGUGCCUCCACCUCGCUUUCCCGGUGCACCACCACCAGGACACAUGGGUCCAGGUGGUCCUCAUGAGAUGCCUCCCAUGGGUCCAUCUAACAUGAAUCAAGGCCCUCCAUUAGGACCGCCAAUGAUGCAGAACUUUAGCCAGGGAGAAGGACCGCCAAACCAGGGAAUGAUGCCUCCAGGUGGUGGAUCCGGUGCCAACUUCUAUGAUAAUUUUUAUCAGCAGCAGCAAGUCAUGACAAUGGAUGGAAGUGAAGGAGAUGGUGACAACUUUCAAGGACCAAGCGGUGGAAGUUUCAAUGAUCAGCCGUCUGGGAACCAGAACUCUGGCGGGAUAGAGGGCACAGCUAAUGUUGGCCCUUCUAAUAAGUCUGGAAUGGCAGUGCCAGAUUUUCUGCCUCCAGCACAGCGUGUGCUGUUUAUGAGACUCCAGCAAAAACAGCAAGAGGAUGAGGAGAGAGCCAGGAGGCUGGCUGAAGGUGGAGGAGCAGAGAGAGAGAAUGAAGGUGAUUCAGCAAACUGGUAUUCCAGCGAAGAUGAGGAUGGUGGGGGCAGUGUCACAUCCAUUCUCAAAACCCUGCGCCAGCAAACCCAGACCCAAGGCCCCCUCAAACCUGACGCAGCUCCUAGCGAUCCUCGUCUGCAGAAAUCUCAGCCUGCACCGACUCCCAGCCGACCGGCAGAUCCCCGGCUGGCACGAGACCCACGUUUAUCCAGGACUGCAGACUCUUCUCAGGCUCCUGAUGCCAGUGCUUCAUCUUCUCUAUCCCCCACCCCUGCAGAUCCCCGUCGUGCUCGGCAUGCACCCACACACCCACCUAAACCAGAGAAUCCUCUUGUGUACAAACCCCCACCCCUGACCACCCCAGCUAGCAACGAGGAAGAGGAGGGUGAGAGGAUGCUAAGGGAAAAGCCUGUGCCUAUCCCCCUCGAUCCUUUAAUGGGCAUGGCACUGCGUGAUCCUCGCUCCCAACUACAGCAGUUCAGCCACAUCAAAAAAGAUAUAGUCCUGAACAAGCCUUCAUUUUCCAAGGCGGUGCUGUGGAGUCCCGAAGACCUCAUCCCUAUCCCUAUUCCCAAACAGGACUUACUCCCACUUCCCCCUGGCAUCCCUCCAGUUACUGCCAUGGAUCCUCGAUUGUCCCGCACCCCACCCCAGCACCACUCAGCCCCACCCCCUUCGAUCCCACCUCCUGCUGUUGCUUCCGAGCAGUCAAAUCAGCCCUCCUCAUCCCUCCCAGACUUUGAGCUGCUCUCGCGCAUCCUCAAAACUGUCAACGCCACGUCAUCCAGCCCUGCUCAAGUAGCUCCUGCAGGAAUCUCAUCGCCUCCGUCCGCUUCUGCUGAGAAGCUCGUUGACCCGCGCAUGGCACGAAAAGUCCCCGCCGACCCCCGACUCCAGCCACAAAAAUCUGCCCUUAAAUCCACCUCAGAACCACCUGCCCCGCAAGUUUCUCCCCCGGCAGCCUCCUUAUCCCCAUCCUCUUCCUCACCAACCAUUGCACCAUACGAUCCAAGGCUGCUAUCGGCGGGAGGAUCGGUUCGAAGUGCUGCGGGUGGUGGUGGAGGUAGUGGCAGCAGCAGUGUGCUGAGUGGCAUUAGUCUGUAUGACCCACGGACUCAGGGGACAGACAAGGCUGAUGGCUCGGAGGCCGCUAGUCCUCCCCCUGAGCCCAAAUCGAGCGAAAAUCAGACAACUAAACCCAAGGCAAAAGAGCCACUUUUUGUGCGCAAGUCUGCGCUGGACCAGCCGGAACCCGAGAAGAGCACUACAGAGCAGACUACAGACCGCUACAACAGCUACAACCGCCCACGACCCAAACCUUCUCCCUCGCCCAAUGCAGGAGCUGCAGGUGGCGCUCCUGCAACAGGCGGCCCGUCCGCAGCUGGUCAGGGUCCUGCUGGGGCUACAGAACAGCCUGCGGGGGUCCACAACCUUCCUGUAUCCACAUUGUUCACCAUGGUAAAGCAGGUUGGCAAACCCAGCGGCACCGGCAGCCCGUUCGGUGGCAAUAGCCCCGCCCAGCCUGAUGUGGCCGAAGAGGACAAUGCCUCUUUAAAAGACGUUUUCAAAGGCUUUGACCCCACAGCAUCACCAUUUUGCCAGUAACCCGUACUAUUACACUGUCAUCGUGAACCGCUAAGGACUUUAGCAUGCGGUUUUCUGAAAUAACCUUGCCAGGUCACAUACCACACCCCACAGUAUUUACAUAAAGAUUUCUAUUGGACGGUUGGGUUUGGGAGGAAUUGUGACUGUACUAGUGAUAAUGGGAAAUGAAAGCUAAAUGUCUAUUUUAAAGCCAAAUGGGAAAUGUUUAAAUAAAAUGUUCAUUUUAAGGACCUCUAUGGGUGUAUACAUCAAGAUAUACUGAAGUAAUUUUGGUUUUACAUUUUCAUCGACCUAUACCAAACAGGUUUGUUGGAUUAUGACCCAUUCACCCCCUCCCAUCAUUCUGCUUGAGUUCAAUCAUAAGCAUGGCUUGUGUGAUGACUGGUAAAUGUAUUGCUCGACCUGAUCAGCGUGGUGACGGGGAGAAUUCAUUCACUGCCACUCCGUCCGUCACCUGCAGUUGAGCUAAACUAAUUCACCGGCACACUUCUUUUGCUGUCCACCAGUGGUUAAAGAUCCUUUUAAGAAAUUUUAGCUUUGUUCUCUCUCUGCUUAGAUUAGCUGACACGUUUUUCAUGUCUGUAUGGAUGCCCUUAUAUUCCUAAUGCUUCAGUUUAGUCUGUUGAUGCCACUCCCACUUUGUUCAUCAAAUUGUUCGUUUGAGACUCUUCAUUGUGUUUGUGUAACAUGAGAGCAUUUUAAUUUAUUUUUUAUACUGAAGCAGUCUUCUCUUUCUUUGUAAUGUUCAAGUUCAACCGUUUUAUGAAUGUGUGUAUAUAUCUAUAAAAAAUAUAAAUAUAUAUACAUAUGUGUAUAGUACAUAUUCUUCCCAUAUGGUUUGUGAAUUAAAUUGUGCAACAGCUGA